Messenger RNA from Ahaetulla prasina, 3264 nucleotides. Its product is annotated as ras-related protein Rab-35-like. Gene Ontology annotation, cellular component: plasma membrane; endosome membrane. The record is from RefSeq and is a predicted model, not a curated record. The transcript is spliced from 6 exons. The coding region runs from base 1447 to 2055 and encodes 202 amino acids. Gene Ontology annotation, molecular function: GTPase activity; GTP binding. NCBI's taxonomy places the organism in Eukaryota, Metazoa, Chordata, Lepidosauria, Squamata, Colubridae. Gene Ontology annotation, biological process: endocytic recycling.
AAUGCUCCUUUGGCGAUCCAGUCCGGGAAGCGGCGGCCGUAGGAGGGGACGAGGAAGGAGGCAGGCGCGGGGCUGCAGGGACCGGCCGGUCAUCUGAUCCCAGCCACAGCCGCGUCCGGCAGGGGACGAGGAAGGAAGGGCAGGCAAGGCAACCUCCACCACCACCACCCACCACCCUUGGGAGACCCGCCUAAGCCUGCCUGGCAGCUGAUUCAGCGUUGAGCUCCCGUCGCAAUGCCUCCCGCAGGCCUCCUUGCACCCGGCUCUUCUCUUCGCCUCCUUCAUUGAUUCCUGCAGCGGCGUUUUUUCCCGUUCUCCCUCCCUUCGACCUCCACACCCCCCCCCGCUUCUCUCUUGGUUUCUUUUCUUGGGGUCGAAAAAAAAAAAAGAGAAGGUAGUUGGGGAAACUUUGCGAUUCUUCUUCCUCUUGGCCAAACCCUUUUUAGGGAAACUCCCAUCCUGCUUCUAUCCGACCUCGAUUGGGUCUUCUGAUCCACCCCACCCACCCACCCGGUUUCUCCUUUAAAAAAAAAAAAAAAAACCGAUCGGAUCAUCCUCUCCACCAUGGCAAAGGGUCUUCUUCUGUGAUGCUGCAACCGUUUCGAUGCUGUAUAUUUGUUUUCUGGAGCCAAGGGGAUCUUUUUUGGAAUGAGGAUCUAGAUCUAAUUUUUCACCUCCUUCCUUUUAAACAACCCCAUACCUUUCUGUCCUGCUUUCGUUUUUAACAGUCAAAAUCAUUGUUUUUAAGGGAAUCGAAUCUUGUUCUUUUUUAAAGGCUGGAAUUAAAAGAUUGGAGGAAAAAAAAAGAAGAAAAGGAGUUUAUUUCUCUCCCUGCCCCUUUUUUUCCUUUUUUUUUUUGUUUUUUGUUUCCAGUUAUUUUCUCUACUGCAUCGCUUUUUGGAUAAGCCAGGGAUUUGGAAGAAAUCUUCCCCCUUCCCUCCCUAUUGGCUCAGAAACGUUUAACCAUUUCUAUCUGCUUCCCUUCCCACGACCAGCAAAGCCAAGAUCUUAGCAAACCGUGAUUCCGGUAUUAGAGGACAAAACGGCAGAACAAUUGUACACCCUACAGUUGUUUGGCAGAAGAAGAAACAGCUUUGAACUCACAAACGACUGUGUUCCUCUGUCAUUUGACCCUCCCCCCCCAAGGGAAGGAAAAAACAUUUGGAAGAAAAAGAAAAAAAAGUUUUGACAUCUUCCCAUCUUGGGGCUAAGUUACAAACAUUUCCAUGUUCUUUAUGGUAUCUUUUUGGAGGAAAAGACGGUGAAUCCUCACAGAUUGACUCAGUUCCCGUACUUGGAAAUCAUUGGCAAUCUUUAGACGCUGUUCGGCCUCAGUGAGCUGUGAUGGGGCUGUGAAGCCAAUCCUGUGGGAAGUUGAGGAAAAGCCCUCCAGGGAGGAAUCGAGUGGGAGAUACAGAAGUGACAGAAGCUGUCCCAGCACCGUGAAUGGCUGCCAAGGAUUAUGACCACUUGUUUAAAUUGCUUAUCAUUGGAGAUUCGGGGGUUGGCAAAAGUAGCCUUCUGCUCCGUUUUGCAGAUAACACCUUCUCAGGUAGCUAUAUCACAACAAUUGGGGUAGAUUUCAAAAUCCGGACACUAGUAAUCAAUGGAGAAAGAGUGAAGCUGCAAAUCUGGGAUACGGCUGGACAGGAACGGUUCAGAACUAUUACUUCCACGUAUUAUCGCAAUACUCAUGGUGUCAUCAUUGUUUAUGAUGUGACAAACGCCGAGUCCUUUGUUAAUGUCAAACGUUGGCUGCAUGAGAUUGGGCAAAACUGUGACAAUGUGUGCAAGAUUUUGGUGGGUAAUAAAUGUGAGGACCUGUCACGGAAGCAAGUAGAAACUGCUGAUGCCCGGCGGUUCAGUGAGCAAAUGGGAGUGCGGCUUUUUGAGACCAGCGCUAAGGAGAACCUCAACGUUGAAGAGAUGUUCAACGCCAUUACCACCAUGGUGCUCCGAACGAAACAGGAAAACCUGGCACGGCGGCAACAGCAGAACGAGGUCGUCAAAAUCAACAAGCCCAAAAAGAAGCCUUCGGUCAAGAAAUGUUGCUGAAGGGGCAGCCCCUAUAGAUGCCUCUUCCUUCUGGAGGAGGGUGGAUGAACUGUGGGGAAUUGUGUGGGUGAAAAUCAUGGCUCAUAUGAUGUUGGGGAGAGGGCUUCUGGAUCUUGGUCGUAAGGGCAGGAGAACCAGUAUGAAUCCUAGCCCUGAAAUUUUUCUGUUCUCCUUUGCUGGGGAAAUUGAGUUGGGAUAGAAACACAAAUUGAAGCAUUGCGUUCCCUGUCUGUUGAUAGGGUUUUUUUUUUGGGGGGGGGGGGAGGAGUUGUCCUUACAGAAAGGGGGGUGGGUGGGAAGUACCGAGCAGCAUUAAAAAAAAAAAAGACUACUGAAACAGAUCAUUAAGAUGAAUGAGAUAAAGAGGAUGUGGGGCAUAGCUGAGCCCAAGGAAAUUGUCCUUCUCCCCAUAACUGAAAAAAAGCCUUUCUCUACAACUUUGCUUACUCAUUGUAUUUUAUUUCUUCACUUAUGGUCUGAUAGCUAAAAUACAACCGGUAUUCAAAUUUAAGUCACAGUAAGAAGGCUGCAAGGUGAGGGAGAAGUUGGGCAUUAGAUUAUUUUGGAGCAAGCUCUUUCAUGCUCUGGAGCUGUGCCUCAGUUUACAUAAUAAUAGGAGGAAGUGGAAGAAACACAAGCAAAAUGUGUCAGAAUUUCCCAGCUGAUAGUAUUGGGAGUUUUCCUUCUCAUCUCUCUUUAGGCUUGCUCUGAUUACUCUAGGUAGGAAUGGUUUAGGACCAAGCUACAUUGCUCUUUUCUUAGGAUUUGGAGAGUUUUCUAUCUCUUCAUUAGCCCUGUCCUUCAAUCCAGAUGUUGGGAGAAAAUAGCCAACUGUCCACGUCGUGAGUUUGAAAAAGGACUUCGUAACUUUUGCAGCUAUAAUUGGGGUACCAUUCUGUCAUUCCGGUUUACCUCCAGAAACUAAGGAAUAAAAUAAGAAUAAACUUUAAUAUAGAAAUAUGAAAUUAUGUCCGGAUUCAGCUGAUAAGUUGCCAAUUUAUGAUUCCCAACUUUUGAGGUAUUACAGACAGAAACUUUGUCCCCUUUCAACAUUGGGACCCUCUGUGCAAUUUAUUUGCUUCAUUAAUUAUUUUAUAUACACCCAAUUCUGUAGAUAACUAAAACAUCUCAUUUUAACUCACUGCUAAUGGCAUCAGACUUGUUAAGGAUAUACCACUAUUCAAUAAAGACAUUUAGAUAUAAAAACAA